Messenger RNA from Scophthalmus maximus (turbot), 6459 nucleotides. RefSeq names its product formin homology 2 domain containing 3a (gene fhod3a). Gene Ontology annotation, biological process: cortical actin cytoskeleton organization; sarcomere organization; actin filament network formation. NCBI's taxonomy places the organism in Eukaryota, Metazoa, Chordata, Actinopteri, Pleuronectiformes, Scophthalmidae. The transcript is spliced from 28 exons. Gene Ontology annotation, cellular component: cytoskeleton; cytoplasm. The coding region runs from base 365 to 5107 and encodes 1580 amino acids. Gene Ontology annotation, molecular function: actin filament binding. The record is from RefSeq and is a predicted model, not a curated record.
GGUGGAUUUACUGGGACUCAGACAGACAGCAGACCGGCUGCCCCACGCUGCGCUGAUCCCUCACUCUCCGGCACCGAGCUGGAGCGCAGCCACCUGCCUCCCCGAGAAUAACGCGGCGGCACCGACGAGCCCCGGCCGAGCACAGGCAAAGCUCGGAGGCGAGAAGGGCACUGGGCCCCCAGACCCCCUCCAGCCAGCACCGUGCGCUCCGGGCGCGCUUGGCGACCCGCGUCUGUUGUGGCUACCGCAAGAGAGGAGCGCGCGCGCCGCGAGCGCAGCUGAGCCGCGGCAGAGCCGGUCCAGCUCUGUCUGUCAGACCGGGCGACGCCGCGCAGGGGGGGGGGCACACUUGCAUGGAUGCGCCAUGGCCACGUUCGUCUGCAGGGUUCAGUUCUUGGACGACACCGAUCCGUUCAACAGCACCAAUUUCCCGGAGCCGACCAGACCGCCGCUGUACACCUUCAGGGAGGACAUCCCGCUCAUCAACCAGUUAGCAGGCGUCCACCGGCUCCUCAGAGCCCCGCACAAGCUCGACGACUGUACACUUCAGCUCUCUCACAAUGGCACCUAUCUGGAUCUGGAGUCUUCUUUGGCUGAGCAAAGGGACGAGUUGGAUGGCUUUCAUCACGACGACACAGGGGCCAGAGGGAAGAAGCACAGUGUUGUUUUACGGACCCAGCUGACCGUCCGUGUACACUCCUGCAUCGAAAGACUGUAUAACUCCAAUGGACGUGACUUAAGACGGGCUCUGUUCUCUCUAAAGCAAAUCUUUCAGGAUGACAAAGAUCUGGUCCAUGAGUUUGUGAUGGCUGAGGGUCUGACAUGUCUCAUCAAGGUGGGAGCAGAAGCUGACCAGAACUACCAGAACUAUAUAUUACGAGCUCUGGGGCAGAUCAUGUUGUACGUAGACGGGAUGAACGGUGUCAUUGGUCACACAGAGACAAUCCAGUGGCUGUACACGCUAGUUGGCUCAAAGUUCCGACUGGUGGUGAAAACAACUUUGAAACUGCUGCUGGUGUUCGUGGAGUACUCCGAGUCCAACGCUCCGCUGCUGAUAGAAGCCAUCACCUCCGUGGACGCCAAGAGAGGCUGCAAGCCGUGGUCCAAUGCUAUGGAGAUCUUACAAGAGAAGGACGGAGUGGACACGGAGCUGCUGGUGUAUGCAAUGACCCUCGUCAAUAAGACACUUGCAGCACUGCCAGACCAGGAUUCAUUCUAUGAUAUGGUGGACGGUCUGGAGGAGCAGGGUGUAGAGGCAGUUUCCCAAAGACACCUGGGGCGCAAAGGCACUGAUCUGGACUUGGUUGAGCAGCUCAACAUCUAUGAGAUGACCCUAAGGCAUGAAGACGGUGACGAUGACAGCCAGCCUCCGCCAAUGGUACGCCGCGACCGCCGACGAGCCAGCCUCGGGGGCGGGGACAAAAAGCGCGGCCUGGAGAGGAGGCGGAGCCGCAGGGCCUCCCUUGGGCGGUCGGGUUACGCCUCCCCGCUCAGCCCCGCGUCCCCGCAGAGAGCCGGCUUCCAGCCCCUCAGCGGACACAGAGCUGAUGACAUGAGCGAGAGCCCGGCUAGACAUCUUCCAUCCAUUGUUCAUAAAACCACCGUCCAGUCCAUCACCAUCACUUCCAGAAAGGGGAACAAAUACGAGGAAGAGCAGAGGAAUCAGACUGAACCACCUCCCGCGUCCGCCCUCCACUCCCCCUCCACUCCCAAGUCCUCUCCUCCUGCUUCCUCCCCUCUCAGCCCCCCAUCCCAGCCCUCGCUCCUGGCCACCCUGCUGGCCAGGAAGAGGUCUGCUGUCACUGUCCCAGCGACUAAAGAGGUCAGCCCGCCGCUGCGCGGCAGCUCCCACCCCUCCCCCAACCGCCUGCCCUACCUGCCCCAAUCGCCUUUCCACCUCUUCUCCUACGACCUUGACGAAGACCCGUCGCCGUCUGCUCCAGUCAAACCCAGCGAGGAGUCACCCAAAAUGACGUCUCCCAGGAAAGGAGGGUUCGCGUCCUACUCCUCCCUCAGCAGUCCGAGUACGCCCACCAGCUCCAGGCCUGCUCUGGGAGGUCUCUUGUCCUCCUCCUACCGACAACACCAGGAAUCUCUGGCAGCCGAGCGAGAGCGCCGCCGUGUGGAGAGGGAGGAGAGACUGCUGAGGAUAGAGAGAGAGGAGCGGAACAAGCACAGCCGUGACUAUGUGGAUAAAAUGGAAGAGGCCAGACUUGCACGGGAGGAGAGGUAUAAGACUGUGGAGCGUCUGGCAGCAGAGGAGUACGAGAAGGAGCGCGUCCGGGUCUCGAGGACUCGCCCUGACCUCGACCUGACCUUUGCCCCCUCUGAGGCCUGGCCCUCGUCGUCGCGCAGCAGCACCCCAUCCUCCUUCGCCUCCCAAGAGGAUGCAGAGGCUGACCUUGAAGCCGAGACCCCCUCCACGCCCUACACGCACUCUGAGACUGCAGGAGAUGCUGGUGACCCCAGUGCCAGUGUAGAAACAGAGGGAACAGCAGUAGAAACCACCACUGAAGAAGGGGAAGAGCAGAAAGAAGAGGAAGUGCAGGAGGAAACAACGGCAGAAAAGGAGGAGGAAGUCGACGAGUGCGAGCAGGAGCUGGAGAAGGGGAGAGAGGAGGCGGAGGAGGAGGACAGUGGCAUCCUGAGCGACAAGGAGCGACAGAAUGAGGAAGUGAAUGAGAAGGACAACUGCUCGGCCUCCAGCAUCUCCUCUGCCAGUAGCACUCUGGAGAGAGAGGAGAGGGGCGGCCCUGAGAAUGGCUGUAAGGAGGCAGAGGUGAACGAGCAGUGCAGCAAACUGCUCAACAGCAAACUCUUCAUGCUGGACAUGCUGUACUCCCAGAACAAGAAGCCCAGUGAUGAGGAGGAGGAGGAGGAGGAGGAGGAGGAGGAGAAUGCAGAAAAGGAGAGAGAGCGAGGAGAGGGGGGCGACAAAGAAACCCAGGAGGAAGCUGAGGAGAAGCUGGGCGAUGAUCAGGAGAGCAACAACAGGGCUGACAACUCAGAUCACCAAGGUAGCAUCCGCCCAUUCGCUGAACGCUUCGGAGACUUGAUCAAGGACCUUGGUGCGUCCCACCCUGAUCUGGAGUCUCCAGCCAACGAGCCCCUUCCCCCCCCGCCCAAAAAGGAAUCGGACACAAUCUGGGACCAGCUGCUGGCCAGCCCUCGAGAGCUGCGCAUCGGCGACAUCAACUUCACAGACCUGACGGAGGACGAUGACAAAGACAUUCUGGACGCCGUUUUGAUGGGUGGAUGUGGCGAACUCCCGGCCCCGCCGCCUCCACCACCCUGUUUCCCUCCACCCCCACCCAUCUUCGGCAGCUGCCCCCCACCUCCUCCCUUGUUUGGGAUUAUGAGGCCUCCACCUCCACCUUUCUUUAAUACCCAAAUGCCAGUGCCUCCUCCCCCAGAGCCGCCUCUAUUCAACAAGAAGAAGAAGACAAUCAGGCUGUUUUGGAGCGAGGUGCGUCCGACAGAUGCUCAGUACAGGGACUACAAGCGAAGCGGAGACUCAUUCUGGUCCAAACUGGAACCAGUUAAGUUGGACACGGCCAAACUGGAACACCUAUUUGAAACAAAGUCAAAGGAGAUGCCAGUUACAAAGAAAACAGCAACAGAUGGCAAGCGCCAGGAGAUCAUAGUUUUGGAUUCCAAGAGGAGUAACGCCAUCAACAUCGGGCUGACGGUGCUGCCUCCUCCUCGCACCAUCAAGACGGCCAUCCUCAACUUUGACGAGUAUGCGCUCAACAAGGAGGGCAUUGAGAAAAUCCUGACGAUGAUCCCCACAGACGAGGAGAAGCAGAAGAUCCAGGAGGCUCAGCUCGCCAACCCCGACGUGCCGCUCGGCUCAGCGGAGCAGUUCCUGCUCACGCUGUCUUCCAUCAGCGAGCUCUCCGCCAGACUCCAGCUCUGGGCCUUCAAGAUGGACUACGAGGCGACCGAGAAGGAAGUAGCAGAGCCGUUGCAGGAUAUGAAGGAGGGUAUGGAGCAGCUGGAGAAGAAUAAAACUCUCCGCUACAUCCUCUCCACGCUGCUCUCAAUUGGAAACUUCCUCAAUGGCACCAAUGCUACAGGCUUCGAGUUGACGUACUUGGAGAAGGUUCCAGAGGUGAAAGACACGGUCCAUAAACAGUCUCUGCUGCAUCACGCCUGCUCAGUGGUGUUGGAGAACUUCCCCCAGAGCACCGACCUCUACUCCGAGAUUGGAGCCAUCACACGUUCUGCAAAGGUGGAUUUUGACCAGCUGCAGGAAAACCUGUGUCAGAUGGAGCGCCGCUGCAAAGCCUCAUGGGACCACCUGAAGGUGAUCGCCAAGCACGAGAUGAAGCCCCAGCUGAAGCAGAAGAUGUCAGACUUCCUCAAAGAGUGUGCGGAGAGGAUCAUCAUCCUCAAGAUUGUUCACCGCAGGAUCAUCAACAGGUUCCACUCGUUCCUGUUGUUCCUCGGUCACCCGGCCUACAGGAUGAGGGAGGUGAGCGUCCACAGGUUCAGCAAGAUCCUCAGCGAGUUCGCGCUGGAGUACCGGACCACCAGAGACCGCGUGCUGCAACAGAAGCAGAAAAGAGCAGACCACCGCGAACGCAACAAGACCCGAGGAAAGAUGAUCAUCGACGUCAACGCGCCUUCUGAUGAUGAAGACGAGAGUGAGUGUGAUCGUCAUGGCCCCAGCAGCAACAACAGCGCUCCCAGUGGCAGCCAGGAGAGCGAGCGGCCUCAGGGUCUUGGCCAUACUGAGGAUUCCGUGGAGCAUGAGAACAUGAAAGCAGUGCUGAGAACCAGCCUGAGCGGCGGGGACAAGGAGAGCAGCGGGGUACCGGGGCUUCGGACACGGACAAGGUCACGGCCUGGACGAGGAGGCCGCAUUAUGCAGGCGCGGACCACUGCCGUGGAGGAGGCUCAGAUCUGUGGAGACGACGCCGCAGACGAGAUCAUGGAGCGAAUCGUCAGGUCGGCCACUCAGGGUGCAGGAACCAGAGCUCAGCCCAGAGAGAGGAGGAGGUCCAGGGCAAACCGCAAGUCAUUGAGGCGGACUCUGAAGAACGGUCUGACGCCAGAAGAAGCUCUUGCUCUAGGACUUGCUGAUUCUCCAGACCCCGAAAUGUGACCCUCCACCCCCCCGGCCGUCCUUACUGCUGUGGAAACAUGGCGGCACACAUUGCUGCCACGCCCCCAUCAGCUGCCUGCCUUCGCCUCACAUUACAGAGUGGUAUUCCUCCUGUUACAUGCCCCUGUUAGGUGUUUUGCCAGCUGCUGAUCUAGUGCCUGGUGUGUCUGAGUGAUGAACCUGCAGACGCAUUUGUGUUUUUAAUGCAACACAAUGACAACAACAAAAAACCCAGAAGAAAAAUGUGUAAGUGAGGACAAGAGAGCGCGAAGAAUGAAGACUGAUGUAUUCAACAUGGCAAGAAGGAAAAUAAAAAGUCAAUUCAGUGCUGCUGCCUCGACACUGAGAUGGAAAGCUGUUUUAUUUAUAUAAACAUAUUUUAAACAUUGCAAUAGUCCAGAGGGAUAAUUUUUGCUUGUAAGUUUCUGCAGCUGUGACUUUCAUUUUAUUUAAGCUGUGAAUUGUGGUUGUUAAGAUGAACGGGACGAAGAGGAAGCUUAAUUUGUUCUCCUAUUCAGUUUUAACGAAGGAUCGCCACUCGAACAAAGACAACAAGGCUUACUUAGAAUCGUCCUAUGUGAAAAGGAAAAUGGUUGUGUCUGCAGCUGCACGUUUGACAAGUGGCGAGUGGAGCUGCGCUAAGUGGGAGCAUGACAGGUUUUCAAUCUGACGUGUGCCUUUCAUUUCGCCAUCUCUUCCUAUUGUCGUAUUCACCUCCUGCUUCUCAGAUGAAUCACAAAUGUCACUUUCACACGUCUAGUUAUACCGAGUAUGAGUGUUGACAACAAUACCCUUUUAUUUUAUGUCGACAAAAUUGCUCUCAGUAUUUAUUUGCGAAGCUCAGACAUCGUGCACCUUACUCAGCAUUAAUGGUCUGUCAUGCUGAAACCAACGACUGAUUCAAAACAUAGGAAAAGGAUUUUUUUUUCUUCUCAGAGGAACUGUUUGUAAAGUGUAAAAAGACAAAAAGACACUUUUUUUAAAAAAAUAAUCUAUUUGAAGGACAUGCAGAGAAUUCUGCGUAAAAAUGUGUUAAUGCCCUUGUUAGCUGCCAGGUAAAGUGUGCAUGUGUAGUGCGGUUUAUGUUCUGUAUUAUUUUUAUAAUUUCCUGUAGAAACUUGUAUUAUAGUCUGAGAGAAAGGAGAGAGAGAGAAGCUAUUCUGUGAAUUGUAAUUGAAGAUAAAAGAGAUGACAGUUGUGGUCGCAGCUGAAAAAUAUGUGCCCAAUAAAUGUGGCUCCCGGAGGAUCAAAGCAAUAUUUGGACAUUUUGCUUUGAACUUGGUGGUCACAUAAAGUUCAAAGUCUCAACUGAAGUGUGUGCUCCUCGCUCACUGCACGGCGGAAAAUGAUAA